GCGCCUUGGGACGGGGGGGCGCGGGCCCCCCGGGCGGCCGCGGCCACUCCCCUCCCCCGGGGCCGGCGCGGGGGAGGCGGAGGAUGGAAACACCCUUCUACAGCGAUGAGGCGCUAAGCGGCCUGGGCGGCGGCGCCAGCGGCACCGGCGGCGGUGGCUUCGGGUCCGCGGGCCGCCUGUUCCCCGGGGGACCCCCGACGACGGCGGCAGCGGCCGGCAGCAUGCUGAAGAAGGACGCGCUGACGCUGAGCCUGAGCGAGCAGGUGGCGGCGGCACUCAAGCCCGCGGCCGCGCCGCCCCCAGCCCCCCUACGCGCCGACGGCGCCCCAGGCGCGGCGCCCCCCGACGGCCUGUUAGCCUCGCCGGACUUGGGGCUGCUCAAGCUUGCCUCGCCCGAGCUCGAACGGCUCAUCAUCCAGUCCAACGGGCUGGUUACUACCACGCCGACCAGCACGCAGUUCCUCUACCCCAAGGUGGCGGCCAGUGAGGAACAGGAGUUCGCCGAAGGCUUCGUCAAGGCGCUGGAGGACCUACACAAGCAAAACCAGCUGGGCGCCGGCGCCGCGGCCGCCGCCGCCGGGGGCCCCUCGGGGGCGGCCGCGGCCUCGGCGCCUCCCGGCGAGCUGGCCCCCGCAGCACCGGCGCCUGAGGCGCCCGUCUACGCGAACCUGAGCAGCUACGCGGGCGGCGCGGGCGCGGCCGGGGGAGCCGCCACAGUGGCCUUCGCCGCCGAACCUGUGCCCUUCCCGCCGCCGCCACCGGGCGCGCUGGGGCCGCCGCCGCGCCUGGCAGCGCUCAAGGACGAGCCGCAGACGGUGCCCGAGGUACCGAGCUUCGGCGAGAGCCCGCCGCUGUCGCCCAUCGACAUGGACACGCAGGAGCGCAUCAAGGCAGAACGCAAACGGCUGCGCAAUCGCAUCGCCGCCUCCAAGUGCCGCAAACGUAAGCUGGAGCGCAUCUCGCGCCUCGAGGAAAAAGUGAAGACGCUUAAGAGCCAGAAUACGGAGCUGGCGUCCACCGCCAGCCUGCUGCGCGAGCAGGUGGCGCAGCUCAAGCAGAAGGUCCUCAGCCACGUCAACAGCGGCUGCCAGCUGCUGUCCCAGCACCAGGUGCCCGCGUACUGAGCCCGCGAGCGGGGCGCAUGCGCGGCCCCCAACCCCGAGGGGCGGGCUCGGGGGGGGCGUGGGCGCCCCGGACUCGGGAAGGGUGCGGCCCCUAGGAGCCCCCGAGGGCGCACGGGACUUGGAGAGGGCGCGGUCCCUGGGACCUCCCGAGGGUGCGCAGGACUUGGAGAGGGCGCCCCGGAAUCGACAAGCUGGACCCCCUGCUCCCGGGGGGCGAGCGCAUGACCCUUCGCCCUCGCGCUGCCUCUGUACCCCGCGAGUGGCCGCCCCGUGUUGCACAAACCUGCGUGCCCCGGCCGCCUCUUUGUACACCACCGCGGACGGGGAUUCCGCUGGGGCGCAGCCGCCACUCUGCGUUCCCUUUUCUUUUACUUUUUUUUUUGCCCUUGGAAGAGAGAAAAACAGAGUGUUCGAUUCUGCCCUAUUUAUGUUUCUAUUUGGGAACAAACGUUGGUUGUGUGCGUGUGUGUUUUCUUGUGUUGGUUUUAUAAAGAAAUGGGAAGAAGAAAAAAAAAAAAAAACUCCCCACUCCCUCUUCGCGCUUUCGCUCUCUCCUUCCGUCCUCCUGACACCUUCCCCCGUUUUUUGUUCUGUUUUUUUGUUUUGCUAGGAGUCCACAUUCCUGUAUGUAAUCUUUGGUUCGCCCGGUUUUCUGUUUUCAGUAAAGUCUCGUUACGCCAGCUCGGCUUUCCGCCUCCUCCUUCUUCCCCCGCUGGGGCCUGACGGGUGGGGCCUGGCCCGCACCCCUGCCCUCCCUUCCCCCGGCCUUCCUUACCCUUCUACGGGUCCCUGCCUCCUCCCUGUUGGGGGCGGGGAGCGCACAUCUGUCGCGCAGCGAGCGCCAUCUAGGCGUGCCUCGACGCAGGCCGGUUGAUGUCAGGCGCGGCGAGGGUAGGGGAUGCCUUGGGGUCUUUGACCAGCGUUUGCAACUAGGGACCCCCUCAGGUGUCGUCCCCUUUGCCUUUUGUGGCGAGGGGAUUUAGUGAUGGAAAGGGGACAGCGCCAGCUUGAGGGAGAAAGGAAGAGGCAGGAAGUUCUCCAGCCUGUUUAUCGUGGUGUCUGUAAAGUGGGCACAACAAUCGGAAACUUGCCCCAGGAGUUUGUGAGGAUUGAGGGAGCUUGUUUUUACAAAGAGGAUCUCUGGUGGUGCAGUGGUGAAGCGCUCUCUGCUAACCAAAAGGUCUCUGUUGGAAUCCACCACCCGCUCUGUGGGAGAAAGAUGUGUCAGUUCUCUUGCAUCAAGAUUACAGCCUUGGGAAUCCCACGGGGCAGUUCUACCCUGUGCUACAGGAGACUUGAAUGCAGUGGAUUACAUUUACAAAGCAGCACUUUGCAUACAGUAAGUGCUCAGUAAAUGUUAGCUUUUCUUAUUGUUUGGUGAGUGGGGAAACAGGUUCAGGAAGGGAAAGUGAGUUGCCCUGGACUGGAAGGGCUGUGGCACAGGUGGGAUCCCACCCCACGUGGUUGGGCACCAACUAGGAGCUCAGGAUCUUACAAGUGUCUCUGAAGCCCCUCACGAUGUUUUGUUCCCCCAACUUUGAAGAAACCAAGGUUCAGAAAGAAGCAACUGGCUUGAGGUCACACAGCAUUUUUAAGGGAUUGUGCAAGGCUUUUUGAGCCCUAGGCUUCUCAAUUCCAGAGCCUGGAUCACCAGGCUGUGUGCCUCCUCCGCCCGUUCCGGCCUCUGCUGGGGUGGGGGUGAAGGAUCCCAAACCUUGGCUUUCUGACUCACCUGGGACCCAGAAGAAUUUGAGCAUAUUGGCCCUGUCUAAUAGAGAGGUUGUAGUAUAUGGCCAACAGCAUGUGUUGAAUGCCAACUGUGUGCCCAGCCUUAAGAAGGUGAGUGAGCUAUGCCCAUUUUACAGAUGAGAAAACUUUGAGGUCCAAAGAUGGGCUCUCUUCUGCCUGGUACUUCUGGCCAUCCUGGCUGCCCAAUUCUGGAGGCUUUGAGAGUUUUAACCUUGUGUGCACCAACAUUGGGCACACUCAUGUCAGGAGGCCAGUGAGGUGUGUCUUUACAUAAGACCGAGAACCACUUUUUAGCAACAAAACUUUACGUGUCCAGAAACUGAGUCCUAGUUUAAGUGCCAGUUUGUCACCACAGGACAUCAGCCAAGGUCUCUUCUGACUUCUACCUUCUAUUUUGUAAAAUGGAUACAUUUUCUGCAGAGGUGACAUCUCCCAGGUCAGAAGAUAGAGCUGUCAACAAGUGCUUGGGGAUGAAACAUAACAGUACUAGUAACAACCAGCAACCGUGCCCUGUGCGGCAGGCGAUGCUGGUACCCCCGUUUAUAGAGAGAGAGAGCCCAGAGAGCUUGCCAGACUUGCCUGACACCCUGCUAAGUUGCAGAGUAGGGACUGGAACCCAGGCCUGUGCCCCGGCCAUCUCUCAACCACAAAGGGGGUGCUCUUCUCACCAUGAUUUGUUGGCACUUACCAGGUACACCCCUUGAUGGCAAGCCAGGGAGGUGCCUGGUCUGAUGGGAAAGCCGGGCCUGCAGGAGCUGUGAUGGGAGGGGCUUUCCUGAAACCGUAGAUCUGACCCUCAUUUGAAACCCUAGAAAAAGCCCUUGACUACACCAGGGCCUGGGCAGGCUGAGGUCUGUCUCCCUCCAGGCAGGACUCUUCCCCUAAACAAAUUCUAUUUCCUUCUCUCAGGGCCUUUGCACAGCUGCCACCCAGCUGAGCUCAACCUCCAAGCCUCAGCUGCACACAACCUCCUCCGAGGCCCCUCCCUGACUGCUUCGGGUUUAUGUGGGGUGGUACUUCUCGAGGUCCCACAGCGCUCUGUGCCUACCCACCUACAUAUUGUCCUGACCAUUGGGGUUUGGGUCCGUCUCCCCAGGCAUAUGGACCAGGUCUGUCUGAUCAAUGCUGAGAUAGAUUGAAGAACAAAAUCCCCUACAACUCUCAGGUCCCUAGGUGGGAAAUCCAGGAGGGGCAGGGCUUGCCCUAAGCCACACCGGUGGGGAGUGGGGAACUGGAGCCAGACAAGUGUUCAGAAGACUGAGAGUUUAUGCAGAUGGGGGCCCGGCGCCCCUCCUGGCUUCCUGCUCUAGGGCAAGGCGCCCUCCAGCGGCCCCCUGGGAGUCUUUUGGCCGGACCCUGCUGAGCUGAAGCCAAGGUGUGUGUCAGCCCUGGCCCAGCCAGCAGUGACUCAUGCAGGGCCCCAGCCCAGCCCUGGGAGGUGACCUGGGGCAGUGGCCUUGCUUCCCCUCCAGGGCUGGAGCUCAGGGUCUGUGCCCACUUGCUCUGGGGAGGCCCCAUUCUCAGAGCUGUACAUAGAUACCUAACCCCACUUUUUAGGAUGUAAAUCAGAACUUGUUCCUCCCUUGUUCUAAGCCCUCCCCUGACUUCCCAGCACCCUCUCAAUAAAACCCGAAGUCCUGAAAUCCCCUCCUAGGCCAGAGGCACACUGCUCCCCGCCCUCCUGUCCCUCACCUCCAGCCACACCCUUCUUGUCUAGGCUGUGUAGUCAUGCCCAGCUUGUUCCCACUUCAAGGCCUUUACAUGGGCUGUGCCCUCCGCCUAGGGUGCCCUUUCCCCACCACCCCUUUGUGCUGGCCACUUCUUGCCCUUCAGGCCCCACCUCCCAUGUCGUCUCCUCAGGGGGACCUCCCCAGAAUCAUCUCAGUGGUUUGUGUCCCCAGACCCAGGGCAGGUCAUCAAAUCUCUGAGGGGUGAAAUACUAAGGGAGUUCCCCCACGCACGGAGGAGGAGGUUUUGGGGUUCCCUCUGCAUGUUUUUGCAUGCAGGACCCUAACUUUCUGCUCAGGAUGUACAAGCCAUAGGUAGCACCCCCGACAACACUCAGCCCUGCCCCCCCAACCCUGGUCCCACAUUCUAGAACCCCCUCCCCCGAGGAACCAGCCUGUCGGGCGGGGAUUGGCUGGAAUGUGGGUGCGAGUCACAAAGCCACGGUGACACCAGGGCUCCGAGGCCGGCCAUUCGGGCUGGUGGGUUCAGCAUCGGGGGCAGGUGAGUGGGGUGUGUGGGGAUCCAGGGCAGGGGUCCUGAAGGGGCUGUCAUUCCCCCCUGGUCCCCAGAGUCCUCCUGAGCCCUCCUGGCCUCUGAACAGUGGGUUGGUCCCAACCAUUAGAGCUGGGCAGCUGGGGUCCCUCAAAGCCCAAUGAUGGGUUCAUCCACCUGGUGGGAGUACGUGGUAUCUCUUUGGGAGCCUGGGGACAGUGGUCUUAGCUCAUGUGACAGGCGAGGAAACCGAGGCUCAGCGGGUUUACUCAAAAUCACUGAGUCAGCCACUUGGCUUGAGUGUUCAGGAGACCUCUAUGCCUCCAAAGGGUCUCACUGUGUGGUUGCUGAGGCCUCAGACCCCACGGGCAGAGAUCCGAUCAGGAAGCUUCACUUUCCAAGUCGUAUAGUUUGAGCUCCAUUCCUUCCUUCCUCCAAAAAAUCUGUUGAACAUCUAUAUGCGGGCUGUUCUGUUGCUGUUAGUUGCUGUUGAGCCAGUUCCUACUCAUGGUGACCCCAUGUGUGGAGAGUAGAAUAGAACUGUGUUCCAUAGGAGUUUCCAGUCUGUAACAUUUCAGAAGCGAAUCCCCAGGUCUUUCUUCCAAGGCACCUCUGAGUGAAUUUGAAAUGCCAACCUUUUGGCUAGUGGUUGAGCACUUAACUGUUUGCACCAAUCAGGGACUCCUACACUGUUCUAGGCUCUGGACAUUCAAAAGUCUCCCCCUUUGAGCAGCUCAUCAUCUGAUAGGGGAGGCAAAGAAGAAACCGCAUAAAGAAGGAGGACACAUAGUGUGUUGGCUUCUCUGGGCGUCAAUUUCUUCAUCUAUGAGAUGGGGACAAGGACAGUUCCCAUCUCCAGGGUGGCUGGGGGUUGAGCAGUGUCGCAGCUCGGAGUCGGUCUGCUGUUAAGAUUCAGUCUGCACUGAUGUGUAUUCUGGGUGGACCCAGCCUGCUGACGUCAGGGCUGGGGGUGAAAAACGGGCAGGGGCCUAACAUUCAGACCUUCACAUGGGGGAAGAGAGAAUGUCCACUGUGAAAGGGGAGGCAUAUGGCAUACUGUCUAGGAUGGGGAUCCUCUCAAGCUGAGACCCAAGGGCCCGGUGGGCUUCCGGGGUUGGUUGGGGGGAAGGCAGGGAGAAUGAAGCUGGCAACCGAAUUCGCAUGUACAAACGUCCUGGGGUAGAACCAGUCACAUCCAGUUGAGGCUAGAAAGGAAGUGGAGGUGGGGGGGUGGCUGGAGCAGGGUGGGGAGAAAUGCAGUCCCACUACACUCCCCCAUGAUCACACCACAAUCGCUAUACUAACUGCUUUACGUCUUCCUCACCUGCCUGCCCACGUGGCGUCCCCAGCCCCUGGCACACACACAGUAGGUGCUCAGUAAAUGUUGGUUGAACGAAUCCAUGAGCGUACAGUCCUUGCGGUUCUGUAAUCACGCCUGGCUCAAGCCCACCACAGGGCCUUUGCAUGGGCUCUGCCUUCCACCUGGGGUGCCUUUUCCCCAGCUCUCCGUGGCCAGCUCCUCACCCUUCACAUCUCAGCUCCAAAGUCCCUUCCUUGGGGCGGCCUUCCCAGAAUUAUUUCAGUAGUUUGUGUCCCCAGGCCCAGGGCAGAUCCCAGUACACAGUAGGUGCUCAGCAAAUGCUCAAGGGAUGAAAGUCAUUCCCAAAGUCCCUAUAGUAACAGGUAGAGUGGGCUUCAAGUCAGGACCCAGGAGCGGCAGCUAACUCUGCUGUGUUGGGGUCUCCUAUGGGCAGGGACAGAUUACCCAAUAAGCAAGGUACGAACGGGCUUAAUAGUGCUUAUUUACUAAUCUGUGGUGCACAAUUUUACCUGGUUUUCACCACAUCAAAGUGAAACUGUGCACUACAGAUUAGGAAGUAAGCACAAUUAAGCCCGUGUGUACCAUGCUUACCGUAAACGGGUGCAUACUUUGCUUACUGGCUAAUCUGCCCCUGCCCACGGGCAAACCUUUUCCUGCCUCAGGGUGUUGUGCACUGGGGGAGCCCAUUCUUAGAAUCCCAGCUCCAUUUUCCAGGUGGGGAAAUUGAUUCCUGGACAGGUGUGAGCUUGGCCAAGGCC
This is a messenger RNA of Loxodonta africana (African savanna elephant), 7172 nucleotides long. RefSeq names its product JunD proto-oncogene, AP-1 transcription factor subunit (gene JUND). Gene Ontology annotation, cellular component: transcription regulator complex. The transcript has a single exon. The record is from RefSeq and is a predicted model, not a curated record. Gene Ontology annotation, biological process: regulation of cell population proliferation; regulation of transcription by RNA polymerase II; regulation of cell cycle. NCBI's taxonomy places the organism in Eukaryota, Metazoa, Chordata, Mammalia, Proboscidea, Elephantidae. Bases 84 to 1124 code for a protein of 346 amino acids. Gene Ontology annotation, molecular function: transcription factor binding; RNA polymerase II cis-regulatory region sequence-specific DNA binding; DNA-binding transcription factor activity, RNA polymerase II-specific.